UAAUACAUCACAAUCAACAUGAACAAAUUUGUCAUAACCUAACUUCCUUGCUGGUUGCAUUACACAUUAUUACAUACAGAAAACAGAAUAGUUGGCCAGGUCAGGAGGGUACGAUUGAUUUUUUUUUGUGUUUGUUACUAUUUUAAGUAUACAGAAAUGAGUUUUAUUGUUGAAAAACCUUUCACAGCAUGCGAAUUUUCUUGAAUCGUUACAAGUUUUAGAUUUAAAUUAGUGAUGUAGUGAAAAACUAUCAAAAGUCGUCAACAACCCAAAAGUCCUACCACCCUGGUUGAUAUAUUAUUUUAUAUAGAACAACCAUGGUUGUUGGGACAGUGGAUCAUUCCAUCCAAGCUGACAUCAUAUUUGUAAUUGAGGGCACUGCUAUCAACGGUGCCUACCUGAACGAUUUGAAGUCAAACUACAUCAUUCCAACACUUGAAUAUUUCAGUCAGGGCACCAUAGAAGAUUAUGUAUGUGAAAGCACCAGCACCCUCUACGGUAUUGUCACGUACCAGGCAGCAGAUUGCCUGCCCAGUCUCAGCAGUGACACCUACGGACCCUACACCAGUCCACAGAGAGUGCUCAUGAUGCUGGAUAAUUGAGUGUGUAAAAUGUGUACUAUUGAAUUGAA
Molecule: messenger RNA, 631 nt
Organism: Homalodisca vitripennis (glassy-winged sharpshooter)
Lineage: Eukaryota; Metazoa; Arthropoda; Insecta; Hemiptera; Cicadellidae
Product: mediator of RNA polymerase II transcription subunit 25-like
Exons: 3
Coding region: 318-602 (94 amino acids)
Source: RefSeq, a predicted model, not a curated record